This is a messenger RNA of Suillus subalutaceus, 219 nucleotides long. RefSeq lists its product as uncharacterized. Lineage: Eukaryota; Fungi; Basidiomycota; Agaricomycetes; Boletales; Suillaceae. The annotation marks the transcript as partial. The record is from RefSeq and is a predicted model, not a curated record. The transcript has a single exon.
ACCGGAAUGUGGAUGGUACAGCCUGCUCAUAAUGCCAACAACUCUCCCCAUAUUUCUAUUAUUCAUAUCGACUCGAUUUACCGUGCUGCACACCUUAUUCCUGUGUAUGGUACUCGACCCAUUUCUCCUCAACAUCAGCACCAUCACACUUACGACAUUUUCCGCACAUUCUAUGUUAACAAAUACGCCAAUCACCACGCCUUUGAAAUCACAUUUUAA